AGUAUUCCCAUUACUUUGCUCUCUGCACAUCUCCGCUGCGCCAACUCCACUGCCCGCUCAUCUCACAGUUCCAACGCGCAUUCCUUCUCGUCUUUCCACCACACCUAAUAGUCAUUUACAUUCUAUUCCCCUUCUUCUUUACGCAUAACCAUGACGGACAUCGAUAUCAAGACCUACUGCGACGACGCCUCGCUCGGCAAGGAGGCGCCCAAGAUCGACUCGGCACAGCCCAUCAAGGGAGAGAAGAUCGCGAUCGAGGAAGAUAAGACGUACGUGCUGUACUUCUUCAACACCUUCUACCGCGGCGCUGAUGUGUGCAACGACGAGUUCACCGCCCUCGCCGAUGAGCUCGCGGACAAGGUGGAGUUUGUCGCCGUGAGCACCGACGCGGACAUCGCCAAAACGGAGAAGUACCUCGGCAAGGUGAUCGUGGACGAGAACACGAAGAAGCAGCUGCGCCUUGAGCCGGCGCACAUCAUCUACGACGACGGCAAGUCUGUCAGCAAGGCCUACGCGGAUGUGUCGAAUCUGUCCGUGAUGUCCUGCCCGAUGGCCUUCGUGAUCAAGGGCGGGAAGAUCGCGUGGCGCCAGCAGUUUCUGCAGACCUUCACGGUGAACCAGUCCAACCUGAAGGCGCAGAUCCUCCACGUGCUCGCUGGCGAGGAGCUCGAGUCCAACGGCCCUCGCCCGAAGGUGGAGAUCGAGGAGGAGGAGGCCGAGGGCAUGGACGGUGAGAUGUCGCUCUUCUAA
Molecule: messenger RNA, 750 nt
Organism: Leptomonas pyrrhocoris
Lineage: Eukaryota; Euglenozoa; Kinetoplastea; Trypanosomatida; Trypanosomatidae
Exons: 1
Coding region: 151-750 (199 amino acids)
Source: RefSeq, a predicted model, not a curated record